Messenger RNA from Paramuricea clavata, 813 nucleotides. The record is from the annotation of a GenBank genome assembly. NCBI's taxonomy places the organism in Eukaryota, Metazoa, Cnidaria, Anthozoa, Malacalcyonacea, Plexauridae.
AUGUUUUCUGAUGUUGUGUACCUCGCCGACAACUUUGUAAAUGAAUUGCAUGAUUGUAUUGGUAAGCAAAAGUUCCUACAACAGAGUUAUGAUAAGCAGAAUGAGAAGGACAGAAAGAAGAGGAAGAGGUAAGAAAAAAGGAGGAAGAGAAAGUCGUGAGUGAAUUGCCUAACAAGAAAAAGAGAAGUGUUAUAUCAACACAAGAGCACCCAGAUCUUUCACUGCUGAAGGGUCAAUUUAGGCUUCUUAAUCAACAGCAACUUGCUGAAUGGGAAGGUCCUCGUUAUCAAGUGAUUCGUGGUGUAGUAGGAUCAGGAAAAACUCUUCUUAUUCAACAUAAGGCUCUUGAAUGUGCCAGGAAAGGAGAAAAAGUAGUAAUUUAUGUUGGCUCUCGCAAGCUAUGGCAUAUGUAUUUUGAUUUUUUCCCGACAUAUUAGGGCACUAAUCACUUGUGCUUAUGAACAUCAAUUAAAGUCAGGCAGCAGUCUGCACUGUCACAUUUUUGCAGAUGAAUUUCAGUUGUACCUGUGUAACCACCUAUGGUCUGUUCUCCCAGAUGUCGAUAAAACAAAGUAUUCAUGGCUUGCACUUGACGAAAUGCAGGUUACGUUGCCAUAUCCAGAUAAAAGCUUGGAGAAAGGGAAAUAUAAAGGCACAGAUCUUCUGAUGAGACUCGAGAAGUGUGUAUCAAUGAAGAUUGAGAGAGACCAUAAGCUAGAUGACUGUCCUGAACACAUGUGUAAGACAUAUACAAGCAACAUAUACAUAGAUUUAUUCAAGAUAUAUGAAAUAUUCAAAACUUACUUUGGUUGA